Molecule: messenger RNA, 1257 nt
Organism: Neoarthrinium moseri
Lineage: Eukaryota; Fungi; Ascomycota; Sordariomycetes; Amphisphaeriales; Apiosporaceae
Exons: 5
Coding region: 1-1257 (418 amino acids)
Source: RefSeq, a predicted model, not a curated record
AUGUUGGCAAAGAGUGUGAUCCUCGGGCUGAUGAGCCUUUCGGUCAUCGCCGAAGCCUCGGUCGUUCGGGGCCCCUUCAACGACAUCCUUCACCGACGAGCCACCCGAACAAUCCAGCCUCGUCAGUUCCGUGGUGGAAACGGCGGCAACAACGGUGGCAACAAUGGCCAGAACGGAGGCAACAACAACAAUAACAACGGCCAGAAUGGAGGCAACAACAACAACAAUAACAACAACAACAACGGCGGCAACAAAUGUUUGCAGGCAAACGCCAUUCAGACCGGAAGCGCACAGGAUGGCCAGGCCAAUGCCGAUGCUGGGCAGUCACCGUCUAAAACUGACAAUGCCAACUUCAUCAACUUCUGCUCGGGCCAGACAUUGACCAAUGGUCUGCAAGUAAAAGGAGGAUCCUGCAACGGUAUCCCUAUGGGAAAGAUGCCUGCUUCGAACAACAUGAUCUCUGCUGUAUUUGUUAACCCGAAGAACGGAGACAACAUCGCCGCGAACCAGGAUUUCAAGAUCCAGGUCCAAAUUGACAAUCUGGCUGCUGGAACGUUCACUAACCCCGACAACACUUACUACGCUGCUCCUCAGGACUUGGACGGCCAAGGAAAUGUUAUUGGUCACACUCACGUCUCCGUCCAGGACACUGGUAACAGCUUGAACCCGACCAAGGCCCUUGACGCCUCCCAAUUUGCCUUCUUCAAGGGAAUCAACGAUGCUGGCAACGGCAACGGUCUGCUAGCGGCUGAUGUCACUGGCGGACUUCCCGCUGGAAACUACCGUGUUUGUUCCAUGACUGGUGCUGCCAACCACCAGCCCGUCCUCAUGCCCGUUGCCCAACGUGGUCCUCAGGAUGAUUGCGUCCGUUUCACUGUUGGCGGCAAUGGUGGCAACAACAACGGCGGCAACAACAACAACAAUGGAGGCAACGCCAACAAUGGCCAAAACAAUGGCCAGAACGCUGGCCAGAAUGCUGGCCAGAAUGCCGGCAACAAUGGCCAAAACGGUGGCGGAAAUGCGGGGUCGUCAAAGGCAGUAGCUGGCGUCGCCGCGCCCGCGGUCACGAAUUCGGGUGAUUCCAGCCGUCCAUUUGCGGUCAACGGCAAUACCUUCGUUAAUGAGUCGGCCGCAAAGCAGCGAGCCUGCGACAUUCAGAACAAUGGCUGCUCGGACGCUGUGAAUGGCGGCAAAGGCAAUGGUGCCACCAUUGCGGACUGCCAAGCUCAGCAACAAGCCUGCAUUGCAGCAGCAUAA